AACACGUAAACAUUUUCUUACUUGUUCGACAUCAUAGGGUCCGGUGUAAUUGUUGUUAUUGUUAUUAUAAUGUGUAAUAUUGUACAACACGCAGUCGUCGGUGUUAUCGAUACAUCGGCAUGAAAGGCGUAAACAAAACCUUAUGGUAAACGUAAAAAAGCUAUGUAAACGACAUGUAGGUAGUGCACAAUAAUAGAUAGUUUGUACCUAUACCUCUUUGAAGUCAUAUGGGUAUGUCAUAUUAAAUUGUAUUUUAUGCAUAUAAUAUUGUGCUCGAGAACUUUAUAUUAUGUUGAGAUGACGUUCAACUUCGAUCAUCAGGCCGUGAAUUUGCAGUACUGCAACUUAGCAGUGGACGUUGCACAGUUUUCUACUAAGAGUCUAGAAGAUUACAGUAUCGUUAGUAGAAGGCAAUUGGAUAGAAUCGUUAGUAAUUCCGAAAGACGCUUGACAGAAUACGAACAUCGUUGGUUAAUUAAACGGGACUGUAAAAGGGUGAUUUCAGAUAUAAACAAGCAUGCGCGCAGGAAAAAAUCGAACCGCGUCCGAGGAAUAUCGUCGAUUGCCGAUCAGCGUGUACUGCAGCAAGACGACAAAGACGAGUUUCGCUGCGAAAUCGCGGGGGCUGUGGAUGGAGUCUUGGAUAUCUGCCGCGAUUCGUCGUCCGAUGCAAGAAUCGGAGCUGUCGUCAACAAUUUCACCGUCAUUAACGUACGACAGUUGAAUGUCAACAUCGUAAACAAUCACGUCAAUUACUAUAAAAACGACGAUCGUGGAGUUGAACCGGCCACGAUAUUCGAGUACAACUCUGACGACGACAAACCCGAUCGUACGUCUACGGGUCGCAGCCGUCGAGACAAGGCGGCGGCGGCGGGUGACAAAAGCGGACCGGAAGCUUCGGCGCCGCGUCUGCUGCAGAGGAUUUACUGGGACAGGUGGCGGGACGUCGCAGCAAAGUCGAAAGCGUCCAGCGGCCGGGCUGCAGGGACGGACGAUAAAGUCGACAGGUUUUUGUCGAAAAUCCAAGAGAAAUUGGACAUCGACGACAAUGGACGGCGGAAAAACAAGUCGCCCGGUAACAAUAGUAACGGGCAGUCGUGGAACCGCGCGGUGCCGAAGAAGCGGACCGUCAGCAGUGGCGAUCGUCAGCAGGCGAAAAUCGACGAACAGAAAAAAUUGCUCGACAAGCAACGGAAAGAAAUCGAAAGCCUGAGGUUGCAACAACUGAAAUUGGAAUCUGAGAAGGCGUUGCUCGAGAACCAGAGGAUAUUGCAAAACCUGCACGCCGGCGGGUCUGAGAGGAGGUUGAAACCCAAAAACGCGCCGGCAGUGCAACAGCUGCAGGGCACCGCCACGGCGGCGAGUCCGUCCGACAUACUGAACCGGAUGGAAUUGCGGGCACUGGAACGCCGUGCCAAAUGGGAGGCGAUCAAAGAGCGGCGCCGGAAGGCGGAACAGGAAGAGUUUCGAAAAAAACUCGAGCUGGAGGAGAAGUGCACCAGGGAACGGAUGGAGCAGAAACGCGAGCGGUUGCUUGUGGCCAGGGAAAACCUGAGACUGAGGGCGAUCGAGGAGAGCAGGCGAAAGGCGGAAAGAGAAGCGCAGAGGGAAAACGUUCGGAUCGCAGACGAUUUGUACCGUAAACUGUUGAUGAGGAGAGGACUCGAAGCGUUCAGUGCGAAUUUAAACUGUGCCAGAUGGCGGGCGGAAGAGGCUUCGGAUCACUAUGACAGACGACUGGUCGGAACUUGCUUCAGCAAAUGGCGGUUUUACGUCAACAACAGUCUGAACGAGAAAAUUCUUUUGGCAGAACAGUUUUACAAGCGGAAAUUGUUGAAAACCACAUUUCUCGGGUUUUACGAGAUUUUAGAAGAAAGUAAAAGGAAACAACAAGUAGCCGAGGAUUGGCGAAAUUUAAAGAUGGAAGAAUAUUGGUUUAAAAUAUGGCUUGAUUAUGUUAGAGAAAUUAGAGUUCAGACACAAAAAAAAAUGUUGAAAGCAGAAUCUUAUCACAACAAGAUAAUAAUGAAGUGCUGUUUUGAAAAUUGGAGAAAAUUUCCAGAAAUAAUGUACAAGGAAAGGCUCAAAGACUGUCGACUACGUUUGUGGCAUGAAAAGGUUCAAGAAAUUUUACCAGACUUUAUUCCUCCAGCAUUUGAAUUAUAAUUUAUAACAGAUUUAUCAAAUUGUAUAAAUUUAUAAAUGAAUGACAUACAUUUUUUUGUGCCUAACAAUUAAUA
Molecule: messenger RNA, 2240 nt
Organism: Myzus persicae (green peach aphid)
Lineage: Eukaryota; Metazoa; Arthropoda; Insecta; Hemiptera; Aphididae
Product: coiled-coil domain-containing protein 191
Exons: 5
Coding region: 256-2166 (636 amino acids)
Molecular function (GO): phosphatase binding
Source: RefSeq, a predicted model, not a curated record